Molecule: messenger RNA, 5255 nt
Organism: Epinephelus lanceolatus (giant grouper)
Lineage: Eukaryota; Metazoa; Chordata; Actinopteri; Perciformes; Serranidae
Product: RNA polymerase II elongation factor ELL
Biological process (GO): positive regulation of transcription elongation by RNA polymerase II; snRNA transcription by RNA polymerase II; transcription elongation by RNA polymerase II
Cellular component (GO): transcription elongation factor complex
Molecular function (GO): cis-regulatory region sequence-specific DNA binding
Source: RefSeq, a predicted model, not a curated record
AUAGUGUUCAGUUGUAGAAAUGGCAGCGCUGAGACAGGAGCAUCGGUAUGGGCUCUCCUGUGGCAAAAUCAACAAAAACACCCCGAAUCAAACUCUGUAUCACGUCAAACUCACUGACACUGCCAUCCGGACCCUCGAAGCCUACCAGAACCUGAAGGCAUCACUAUCAAAUCAGCCAGCGAUUUGCUUCAAGGGGAGCCAGGGGUACGUGAAGAUCCCAGCACCAACCCCUGAAUCUCCGGAUGGAUUCAGAGUCUUCUCAUUCUACCUUUCCAGUGACAGCAAAGACAAGCCUCAGUCCAGCUUUGACUGCAUUCACCAGUAUGUCUCAGGGGAGGGCAGGGAUCACCUGGAGGGCCAGGGUAGCAUUCAGGACAAGAUCACAGUUUGUGCCACAGAUGAUUCCUACCAGACGACCCGGGAGCGCAUGUCUCAGGUGGAGAAGGACAUCUGGAGCCGCUCAGCAAUUGAGAUCAAGCCGGGGCCAAGUAAGUGCGUGAAGGUCCAGAGGAAGCAGGGUCUGGUAUCAGGCUCAGAUAGCAGCAACAAGCACUCCCCCAGCAACAAGAGGAGCCUGGUUCCCAGCCCUGUGGCACACCGACCCUUGAGAGAUCGCAUCAUUCAUCUCCUGGCCUUAAAGCCCUACAGGAAACCUGAGCUGCUACUGUGGUUGGAGAGGGAGCGGGCCAGUCCAAAGGACAAGGCUGACCUGACCUCAGUACUGGAUGAGGUUGGUAAACUGAACUCUAAAGACCACAGCUACUCUCUGAAGGAUGAGCUCUACAGACACGUCCAGAGAGACUGGCCGGGAUAUUUAGAGGAGGAGAAGCAACUCAUCCACAGGCUCUUGAUUAGGAAACUUCAGCCACUCCACAGUAGCCAGUUGAAGAGUCCCCAAUCCAACCAUUCAUUCCACAAAACUCCCGGGGACUCUCCAGCACAUCUCAGUCCUGCCAAGAAUCUCUCUGUGAAACGCCCGUUGCCCUCGGACCCUUCCAACUUUCAGACCCCUAAAAAACAAAGACUAUUAGACCAGUGUUUGCCUCAGCAGUCACCGUCUCAUGGAGACUGUGGCACCAACGGUCGCAGCUCCUCCAGUCUUGGAAACUCUAGAGUACAGAUCAAACUGGAGUUUGACAAAACCAACAAUCAUCUCCAGGGGAGCCCACAUGGUCUGUACUCACCGCACAAACUCACUGGGUCAUCUACUGUUCCCAAACUGGAGAGCACGGAGCCAGCUCCUACUGCACCCAGCCCUAAGCCGCCACACACUGACACAUCCAUUUGCACUGACCAACCUUUCACCAAUGGCCAACACAAGAAGAAGAGGUCCAAGAAGCACAAAGACAAAGAACGAGAGCGCUUAAAACCAGACUGGAUUGAGACAAGUCCAGACUUGAAGCAGAACAGAGAAAAUCUCAAAGACCAUGAGGGAGAGAAAACACCUGUCAAUCGAACCUCAGCAGAGGAACUGCCUGACUAUUUAAUAAAAUACAGCACCAUAACAGCACUGGAGCAGCGUCAACAGUAUAAGGACGACUUCUGUGCCGAGUACGAUGAAUACAGAGCUCUUCAUGACCGGAUUGGGGCUAUCACAGAGAUGUUUGUUCAGUUGGGCUCAAAGAUCAACACUCUCUCCCCGGGAACACAAGAGUACAAGCUUAUGGAGGACCAAAUACUACAAAAGUACAAAAAGUAUAAGAAAAAGUUUCCUGGAUAUCGGGAAGAGAAGAAGCGAUGCGAGUACCUCCAUCUCAAACUGUCGCAUAUCAAAGGCCUGAUCACACAUUACGACCAAGCGCAGGGACUCUCAUAGUAACCUGCCUCUGCCCUCAGCAGGGUGUAACAAAACUGGACCAAAAGACUCCUGAUGGACCCAAAGACUGCCCAGCUGAGUCCUGGAGUCGCUGAGACACUAAUCACUUUACUCCUCCGAGUGUUAAUGGAAUUGAGGAGCGAGGUUAUUUUUUUCAAAAGUGGGCUGAGACCACCGACUUGUGAUCAAAUGUUGCCCUUUAAAGUUAUGGGUUUCGACUAUGAUUAUCGCUGUAAUGGCUGGAUUCUGUUCUGCUGUAAAAUCGUCCGAUGACAUAGUGAAAGCCAAAUCCAUUUCUCUGAAAUGCAAAGCAGAUGUGAUCCUUUCUGCUGUAUUGCAUUUUUAUUCUAUCCUUUAUCUUAUCAGAACUUAAAAAAACAUUGAUUUAUUUAAAAAAAGUAUUAAAUUGAUGGUACAAUCAAUCUUAACGGGAAACAAAUGCUACUUAAGUCUUUAUAUUUAACAUACAGAGGAAUCUGUUUAUUUGCUCUUUACUGAUAGAACAUAAACGUAUUCAGUCACAACAAUUAAUCAUUAGUUGCAGUAAUGACGAUAAUAAAGUCACACCAAUAAUUUGUUAUCAUGGUCUUCAGACCACAUGCAUACAAAAUUUUAUCAUCCCUACAAAGCCUAUAUUUCUGCAGAACGAAGACCCUACAGAGGUGCAUCUCAGUGUAUCACUAAAAUGAUCCCAAAAUGAAGUUUAAAACAUUAUACACAAGGUUAUUUUGGCUUUCAUUAUAAAGAAUUUUACCAUGUAGCUUUCUGCCAACGUCCUGUGUCAUUUCUAAAUAGUGUUGGAAUGCCACAAAACCACUCCUCCCAGUACCCGGAUGCUGGUUUCAAGAUAGUGCUGGUGCACAUUUAGUGUCAACUUCACCCACAUGUAGCCUACCACCAACUGCCUUUUCAUUAUCAGCUCUCUCAAGUCCUCUGGUUACAGGUUUGUUUACUGAUUCACAGUAAUCACGCUUUAUUUACGCUGUAGAUGAAUGACGACAAGUCGCUCCAUGAAACUUUUCCUUUUACAUGCAGUUUUAAAAGCUUACAGGGUUGUUAAUCAAGCUCGUCUACACAUUUUUGAUUCACUAUGAUUUUGCUUUGGUUGAAGUCUUGAGAUAGAUUGCGAUAGAGAUGCCUUUAACAAACUGGACUGUGGAAUUUUUAGUCCCACGUGUGAAGGAUGGCGCUCUGGGUCAGUCACUCACUUCAUACCACUUUGCUUCAGUUAUAUGUGAGGAGCAGGCAGACCUCUGGAGGGUGCUAACGGGGACUUAUUUUAGACUUUCUGGAAACAUCUGAAUAACCACAAACUGUCAUUUUAUUUCACCUUAUGAUUAGCUGUAGCCUGAAGCAGGAAAUAGUGAUCCGAUUUCAAUGUUCUCUGGAUGUUUGCAUCAGCUUAGCUGUACUCACAACUGUCUCACAACUGUCUUAACGAUGGCUUAAAAUGGGAGAAUGAAGCUAAUAUUUGCCUUAACGUGUACGUCAGACAUUUCCACGAUUACGCCAUCCCUGUUCUGAAAUGAUCUUGGUUUAACCUGCACGGUUCAGAGAAUUCUCAGACCUUUUCUGUAGAUGUCUUUUAGUUUGAAGGAGCAGUUACUGGAUAGUUGUUACUGGAUCAUCGUAUCUGUGUUGUUCUUGUUUUUUUCCCAUAUUUGUCUUAAUCAUUUUCAGUUUUAGCUUCAUUUGUUGUCUCAUAAUACGUUGGAUAAUCAUGAACUGUAAAGGAAUUUGAUUCACUGUCUAAUCCUAUCAAGCACCCCUAUCAGAAGAAAGAAUAAUUGCAGAAAUCUAUACACAAUAAUGCGCUUUGCUUCUCUUGGUUUCUCAAUGAAAAUGCUCAGUGGGCUUAUCAUCACAUAUUUAUCAGCUCUUAUACUUAAGUUUAACAUAUGUUUUUCUAACAUUUGGUAGGUAACUUCUGGUAUGUUUGAAGGAUUUGAGACUAGCAACAGUUGCUCUGUCUUGGCACAUAUGAACGUUUCCAAGAAAGGAAUAUUUAUUAGCACUGACUAUUGGGAAAAUGAGAAUUGUAAGCCCAGAUUUUGAGCAGUAAAUAUCAUUAAAGGUAAAAAUGUUGGACUCUUAAAGCUCUGGUACACCUACAGAAAUGUUUUGGGUUUCAGAUCUUAUACUCUAAUGAUUCUUCUGUCAGUAUGUAUUUUAAUGGGCUAAGCUAAUGUGCCACGUAGCUCCACCCAAUGUGAGAAAAUGUCUGAUCACUCAAAAUGAUUGAAAACAACUGUUUUGCUCUGGUACUGGAUCUGGAAAUCAAUGAGGCAUGGUUCAAUUAUAUUAAAAGACAAGAGCACAAUGCCCACUCAGACGUAUAACAUAAUUUAUUUGUGUUUUACAGAAUAUCUCAUUCAAAACAGAAAGGUACUGAAACAGUGUUUUAACGAUGGCGGGAUGGAAACAUCCACAUUUAGACACCAUUUAGACCUUAAAAGUAAUCGUUUACAGAACUAAUUCAAGUUAAGGGCUUCCCGUUUACCACUAAUGUAGUAUUGAUCAACUGUACAAGAGGUAUGUAAUCAAACAAACUGCAUCACGGUCAAAAUAUCAGUCUAAUCAGUAUGAAUGAAGAUAAUUGUACCAUACAUGUCAAUGUGUUGUUUUUGGGAAACCAGACCCUUGGUGAACAGGGCCUCUCAAGUGCUAACUGUGAUUUUUGUUUUACUGUUGCAGGAGCGAACUACUGAUGGUGCCUUUCUCAUUUAAAGAGCAGAGUCACUCUGCGUGUAGCGAUCAUUGGUAUUAUGGAGAAAAAAUUAAAAAAAAAACUUGGGCCAGCAGUAUUUUCACAUCUGUAGUUUCACACUGUUGCCACUGCUCAAAGUGCUUUGUUCAGAAUCUUUUGGAUUAAGUUGAUAUCAGAUGCCUUGUUAAAUGUAUCAAGUGUAUCGGCACUGACAUUUUUCCAGACGUGAGAAUUCGGCAUUUUAAAAAUACAGUUUUCCAGGACACCAAUCAAACUGCAUCUAAUGUUGACUGUUUGCAUUCAUGUAUAUUUGAAAGAAUGGCCUGGAUUUUGUUUUCAUCUGUAUGUGCCGCCCAGCAAACUGUUUCUACAAAUUUAAUACUGCUGCCUGUUAUUUGUUGGUACUGGAAAAAACGAUGCCACAGUGGAAAUGUGAAAUCAAACAUUUUGCCUGUUAUGAAUCACUGCGAUUGAUCUACGUAGGAGAACAAAUUUCUUUAUUUAUUGCUUUCUAUGUGUUUGUCCUUUUCUGGGAUUCAUCUUUGCAUUGUUUGUUCGUUCUUUUCACAGCAAAACUCAAAGUAUGGUGAAAGGGAAAUGGAGUAUAUUUUUGCAAUUUUUGAUGGUGGAUGCUUUAUCACAAUGUCAUCCUCUUGAGAAAAGCUUUCAGAAAAAAAAAUGUAUUGUUGUCUCAGUAUAAAUGAAAAAUAAAGCUCUUUUCAAUUCAGCAAA